Molecule: messenger RNA, 3842 nt
Organism: Odobenus rosmarus divergens (Pacific walrus)
Lineage: Eukaryota; Metazoa; Chordata; Mammalia; Carnivora; Odobenidae
Gene: STK10
Product: serine/threonine kinase 10
Exons: 19
Coding region: 215-3118 (967 amino acids)
Biological process (GO): protein phosphorylation
Molecular function (GO): protein serine/threonine kinase activity; ATP binding
Source: RefSeq, a predicted model, not a curated record
GCGGGGACCGCUCGCCGCCUGCGCGGUUCCGGGUGUUCCCGCCGCGCGCAGCCCGGGGCGCACUUGACCCAGGUCGGGCUGCGGGGAAGGGCGGGUCUGGGGAGAACCCCAGAGCGCCAAGGCGUCCUCCAGCCCCUCCUCCUCGCGGCCGCCGGAGCCACAGCCCGAGCCGGAGCCGGCGCCACCUCGUCCCCCGGCUCGCGCGCCCCCAGCCAUGGCUUUCGCCAAUUUCCGCCGCAUCCUGCGCCUGUCUACCUUCGAGAAGAGAAAGUCCCGCGAAUAUGAGCACGUCCGCCGGGACGUGGACCCCAACGAGGUGUGGGAGAUCGUGGGCGAGCUGGGCGACGGCGCCUUCGGAAAGGUUUACAAGGCCAAGAACAAGGAGACAGGUGCUUUGGCUGCCGCCAAGGUAAUUGAGACCAAGAGUGAGGAGGAGCUCGAGGACUACACGGUGGAGAUCGACAUCCUGGCCACCUGUGACCACCCCUACAUCGUGAAGCUCCUGGGAGCCUACUACUAUGACGGGAAGCUGUGGAUCAUGAUCGAGUUCUGUCCUGGAGGAGCUGUGGACGCCAUCAUGCUGGAGCUAGACAGAGGCCUCACGGAGCCCCAGAUUCAAGUGGUUUGCCGCCAGAUGCUGGAAGCCCUCAACUUUCUGCACGGCAAGAAGAUCAUCCACAGGGAUCUGAAAGCUGGCAACGUAUUGAUGACCCUCGAGGGAGACAUCAGGCUGGCUGACUUUGGUGUGUCUGCCAAGAAUCUGAAAACUCUGCAAAAGCGAGAUUCCUUCAUAGGAACACCUUACUGGAUGGCCCCUGAGGUGGUGAUGUGUGAGACCAUGAAGGACACACCGUAUGACUACAAAGCCGACAUCUGGUCCCUGGGCAUCACUCUGAUUGAGAUGGCCCAGAUUGAGCCCCCGCACCAUGAGCUCAACCCCAUGCGGGUCCUGCUCAAGAUUGCCAAGUCGGAUCCCCCCACUCUCCUCUCGCCUUCUAAGUGGUCUGUGGAGUUCCGCGACUUCCUGAAGACGGCCCUAGAUAAGAACCCCGAGACGCGGCCCAGUGCUGCACAGCUCCUGGAGCAUCCCUUUGUCAGCAGCGUCACCAGCAACAAGGCCCUGCGGGAGCUGGUGGCCGAGGCCAAGGCCGAAGUGAUGGAGGAGAUCGAGGACGGCCGAGAGGAGGGGGAAGAGGAGGAGCCCCCGGAUGCCACCCCUCCUCUGGGGAACCAUACUCGAGACUCUUCUGAGGUGAGUCAACUGAGUCUCAAUACCGACAAGCUUCUCAAAGAAUCAUCCUUCACCCCACUGCCACCCAGCCAGCCUCAGGACAGUGUGAAUGGGCCCAGCCAGCCCUCUGGGGACAGAUCCCUCCAAACCACCAACCCUCCAGAUGUGGCUCCUGGAAAUGAGAAUGGCCUGGCAGUGCCAGCACCCUUCCGGAAGUCCCGGCCAGUGUCAAUGGAUGCCAGAAUUCAGGUGUCCGAGGAGAAGCAAGUCGCUGACCAUGGCGGGGACCUCAGUCCAGCAGCCAUCAGGUCCCAGAAAGCAAGCCAGAGCCGUCCCAACAGCAGUGCCCUAGAGACCUUGGGUGCCGAGAAGUUGGCCAACGGCAGCUUGGAGCUCCCCACCCAGGCAGCCCCGGGCCCGUCCAAGAGGGACUCAGACUGUGGCAGCCUCGCCGCCUCUGAGAGCAUGGACUACAACACCUCCCUCUCAGCCGACCUGUCCCUGAACAGAGAAACAGGCUCUCUGUCCAUCAAGGACUCAAGGCUGCACAAUAAAACCCUCAAGAGGACACGCAAGUUCGUGGUGGAUGGUGUGGAGGUGAGCAUCACCACGUCCAAGAUCAUCAGCGAGGACGAGAAGAAGGAUGAGGAGAUGCGAUUUCUCAGGCGCCAGGAGCUCCGAGAGCUUCGGCUCCUCCAGAAAGAAGAACACCGGAACCAGACCCAGCUGAGCAGCAAGCAUGAACUGCAGCUGGAGCAGAUGCAUAAACGUUUUGAACAAGAAAUCAAUGCCAAGAAGAAAUUCUUUGACACGGAGCUGGAGAACCUGGAGCGUCAGCAGAAACAGCAAGUGGAGAGGAUGGAGCAGGACCAUGGUGUGCGCCGCCGGGAGGAGGCCAGGCGGAUCCGGCUGGAGCAGGAUCGGGACUACACCAGGUUCCAGGAGCAGCUCAAACUGAUGAAGAAGGAGGUGAAGAACGAGGUCGAGAAGCUCCCCAGGCAGCAGCGGAAGGAGAGCAUGAAGCAGAAGAUGGAGGAGCAUGCACAGAAAAAGCAGCUUCUCGACCGGGACUUCCUGGCCAAGCAGAAGGAGGACCUGGAGCUGGCGAUGAAGAAGAUCACUGCUGACAACAGGCGGGAGAUCUGUGACAAGGAGCGCGAGUGUCUCACUAGGAAGCAGGAACUCCUUCGAGACCGGGAGGCAGCCCUAUGGGAAAUGGAGGAGCAUCACCUGCAGGAGAGGCACCAACUGGUGAAGCAGCAGCUCAAAGACCAGUACUUUCUCCAGCGGCAUGAGCUGGUGCGCAAGCACGAGAAGGAGCGGGAGCAGAUGCAGCGCUACAAUCAGCGCAUGACGGAGCAGCUGAAGGUACGGCAGCAGCAGGAGAAAGCACGGCUGCCCAAGAUUCAGAGGAGCGAGGGCAAGACGCGCAUGGCCAUGUACAAGAAGAGCCUCCACAUCAACGGUGCGGGCAGUGCCUCUGAGCAGCGCGACAAGAUCAAGCAGUUCUCCCAGCAGGAGGAGAAGAGGCAGAAGUCAGAGCGGCUGCAGCAGCAGCAAAAACACGAGAACCAGAUGCGGGACAUGAUGGCACAGUGUGAGAGCAACAUGAGUGAGCUGCAGCAGCUGCAGAAUGAAAAGUGUCACCUCCUGGUAGAACAUGAAACCCAGAAGCUGAAGGCUCUAGAUGAGAGCCAUAACCAGAACCUGAAGGAAUGGCGGGACAAGCUUCGGCCACGCAAAAAGGCUCUGGAAGAAGAUUUGAACCAGAAGAAGCGAGAACAGGAGAUGUUCUUCAAAAUGAAUGAGGAGACAGAAUGCCUGAACCCUACCACCCCAAAUAAGGCCACCAAGUUCUUCCCCUACAGCUCUGUGGAUACUUCUUAACAGCCAGCUGGGGCUGGGGCUCCAGGGUGGGGGGCUUCCAAGGCCCACCCAUUCUCUGUGAACAAGUAACUCAGGACCCCCCUUCCCUCUUGCUUCCAUGACAACUUGAAUCCAGCCCCUUGCCUUGUGCUACCCCAGCUGUGCCCAACAGACCCAUCCUAGUGUUCUUUAAUUCUCGCUCACUUAUGGAGGGCGAGGUUUUAUUAUGUGUGGCCUGAGCCUAAUGUAUGUCCUGUUCGAGCCCCACAUCUCUUGAAGCUGUCAGUGACCUGGGCUGCUAGUGGGGUCAGGGUCCAGGAGGAACGGUGUUCUGCAGCCUUGAGGCCCUCUUGUUUGCCGAAACACCGGUUUUGCUGUCUGUGGGCACAAAGUGCUGCCGCUGGUUAUGAUGAAUUUGUCCAUAUUGUGAUUCUUGCCAGCUUUUCAGCCAUUCCUUCUAGUAUUAGACAAAAACCAUGACUCUUAGCAGCCCUUUUGGUUCCUAGUGAAGCCCACCCUGCAGCCAGCUGCUCAGGGGGUGCCCUCAUCCUUCCAGUAACCCCCGAUUUACUUUUCUCUUGAGACAAGGCCAUAUCUACAACAGUGGGAUCAAGGAGAGCCUGAACUGUUCAUUCUGCUGGUCUUGGGUGUUUCGUGCCACCUUGUGCCCCCCGCCUUACCUGACACAUCUGCAUACACAUACAUAGGGCUUGGCCCCCUGGCAUUACCCAGGCUUGCCUCUGCC